CACUUUCUCUGCAACCUCUUCCUCUUUCUCCUCCGAUCCUCCUUCUUCUCCUCCUCUUGAUGGACUUGGUUUUCAACAAAGAACGUGUAUCAUACACUCGUUGCACCUACUGCAACACUGUUCUUGCGGUUGGAGUUCCUUGCAACUGGUUAAUGGACAGAGUGACUGUGAAGUGUGGUCACUGCAACCAUCUUUCUUUACGUGAUCCCAGAAACAUGCAAUGCAUUUGCCCUACCUUCUCUCACUCAUUUUGCUUUCAGGGUAUGCAAUCAUCAUCAACAACCUCAAGUCAACUGUUCAAUAACACUGCUAGAUUUGGCAUGAAGAUGCCAAAGAAACACAGGACUCCAUCAGCUUAUAAUCACUUCAUGAGAGAUGAGAUACAACGGAUUAAGUCUGCCAAUCCAGAUAUUCAUCACCGAGAAGCUUUUAGCAUGGCUUCAAAGAAUUGGGCAAAGUAUGAUCCCCGCAACCCAUCCACUUCCUCUAAGGUUUCAGUUUAGUCCUAUGAAGAAGAAAGACAAGGUCUUUCUGAUCAGGAAAUUAAAUUAAGAAGCACGCGGGUGUUUGUGAACUUAGGGAGAUUAAUGUAUCGUAUUUGUAGUGAUAGAUGUUCUUCAAACUUUGUGGAAUAUUUGAUGUGAUCUUGGACCUUUAUCAGCAAGGAACGGC
Zingiber officinale is the source of this 672-nucleotide messenger RNA. RefSeq names its product protein DROOPING LEAF-like. Bases 60 to 503 code for a protein of 147 amino acids. The transcript has 7 exons. Lineage: Eukaryota; Viridiplantae; Streptophyta; Magnoliopsida; Zingiberales; Zingiberaceae. Gene Ontology annotation, cellular component: nucleus. The record is from RefSeq and is a predicted model, not a curated record. Gene Ontology annotation, biological process: floral meristem determinacy; style development; cell fate commitment.